ACCCGUAGCGUUCCAUAAAAAUUGCCCUCUCCGCGAAACCCGCCGUACGGGAACGAAGACGUCGUCCGGCGGGCGCGGGAGGGCGGCUCACUUUUAAAUUCGUCGUGUAACCUGGAUCGCGAGCCUCGCUGCUGUCAGCCGCGCCGCUGCCUCCGCCGGAGCACGCCGUGGGGAUCAGACACCAUCAUGUGGAACUACGUCGUCCUCUGUCUUCUCUUCCUCAUCCAAAUCAUCGGAGGUCUGGACCGAGAGGAGUACGAAUUCGGCGUCGGCAUCGCAGACAUCACCGGUCCGGCGGCUGAAAUUGGAAUGUUGGGCUAUGCCAAAACCGGCCAGGCUUCAUCCGGCAUUCACUUCCGCGUGUACAGCAGGGCGUUCAUCAUAAAACAAGGCGAUUCCAGGGUGGUCAUCGUGAACGUCGACUCCGGCAUGAUUGGCGACAUCGUGAAAAUCGAGGUGGUGAAGCGCCUUCAGGACAAGUACGGCUCGUCGCUGUACAGUGAGGAGAACAUCCUGCUGACGGCCACGCACACGCACGCGUCGGUGGGCGGCUUCAUGCAGUACCUGCUCUAUAACAUACACACCCAGGGCUUCAUCCGCCAGGUGGCCGACGUCCAAAUCGACGGCAUAUGCAGGAGUAUUGACCAAGCGCAUGACGGCCUCCGAAAGGGCUACAUCUACUGGAACGAAGGCGAGCUCCUGCACGCCAACAUCAACCGCAGUCCAUACGCAUACGAGGCCAACCCAGCCGACGAGAGGGCUAAGUACAAGAACAACACGGACACAAAGAUGCUGCUUCUCAAGUUCACAGAUCUAAAGAACAACCCAGUAGCAAUGAUAAAUUGGUUCUCCGUUCACCCUACCAGCAUGAACAACAGUAACCUACUUAUCAGCGGUGACAACAAGGGAUACGCCGAGCUCAUGUUCGAACACAGAAUGAACGGGAAUCUUCCUGGAAAGGGUCCGUUCGUCGCCGCUUUCGCCCAGUCCAAUGAGGGCGACGUGUCCCCCAACCUGAGAGGACCACGAUGUAUCGACACGGGCCUUCCCUGCGACUUCGAGACAUCUACCUGCAAUGGCCGGACUGAAAAAUGCAUCGCUUUUGGUCCUGGCAAGGACAUGUUUGAAAGCACCAAAAUUAUUGGUGAGCGGCAGCUACAAAAAGCACUGGACCUGUUCCACUCGGCCUCACGCAAGCUAUCUGGCAGUGUUGGAUUCGCCUACCAAAGGGUGAACAUGGGGAAGUAUGAAGUCGGCGACAACGAAGCGGAUCCGAUCACAACGUGUACUGCAGCGUUAGGUUACAGCUUCGCAGCAGGAACGACUGAUGGACCGGGCCAGUUCGACUUCACGCAGUCAACGACGCAGGCGACUCCAUUCUGGAAUUUCGUUCGCGACUUCAUCGCGGCGCCAUCGAAGGAGGCCAUCAAAUGCCAUCACCCGAAACCCAUCCUGCUCCCCGUUGGCGAGAUGAACUUCCCCUACCCUUGGGUGGCCAGCAUCGUUCCUACUCAAAUUCUGAAAGUCGGGCAGUUGUAUAUCCUUGGGGCUCCUGGGGAGUUUACAACCAUGUCUGGGAGGCGACUUCGCGCUACUGUCGAAAAGGUGGUGAAGAUGAAAGACCCCGAAUCCAUGGUCGUACUGGCUGGCCUCUCCAACACGUACACGCAUUACGUGGCUACGUACGAAGAGUACCAGGUACAGCGCUACGAGGGAGCGUCCACGAUAUACGGGCCGCACACUUUGCUAGCCUACCAAAAACAAUUCGAAGGUUUGGCUGUAAGUCUGACGACCAAUACGACCCGGCCGAUUGGGCCUCCUCUGCCCGACCUGCUCUCCAAGCAAGUGUCCUUCAAGACGGGCGUCGUCUUCGACGGUGCCCCGCUGGGAAAAGUGUUCGGCCAGGUGCUGUCCGAUGCCAAGCCUGCAUACAACAGGGGAGAACGAGUCUUUGUGACGUUUGUCUCCGGCCAUCCAAGAAACAACUUGAUGCUGGAAAGCACGUACUUGACCGUGGAAAAGCUGAGCGAUGACGGAGAAUCAUGGACAGUCGUAGCCACGGACGGCAACUGGGAAACAAGAUUCUACUGGCGCCGGACUUCGGCCAUUCUGGGGCACAGCGAGGCGACAGUUAUGUGGGAAAUCCCGCAAAAUGCGGAAUCUGGCGUCUACAGGAUCCGUCACUUUGGCCACAGCAAGAACAUCCUCCAGGUGGUUACUCCCUACGAGGGCAGCAGUAGAAAUUUCAAUGUGAACCCCUAGCAUGCGGCCAGGAAGAAGCGGAAAAACAGUUGCGCAGGAAGUCGCCGCGGUGCCCCGCCUUGUACGCAGUCUUGCUCAAUGGAAGCGCGACGCCGCCGACUGUCCCGGUCCCUGCGCAACUCUUUCUGCUCAGCGCCUUCGGAGCGCAUUCCUGCUCGCUUGCUGAAUGUCAAAUGCUGCCAGCAUUACCUGACUUCCUUCGACCUCGAUGGCCCAAGGUCGUCGACGUCGAACCACAGGCGGAAGCCGCCAGAGCUCGGUGAAAUGAGCAGUGCUCAUUCGUCGCCGGGGGAUCAAGCACUCAUCGAGCCUUCGGCUGAAAAACCGGAGGACAAGCGUCUUGAUUCAGCUUCGCGCAACGAUUCGCAAUACGCUCACAAUACUGCUCAAAUGAACUCAUCUGACAGUGUCAGCCAUCACACGUACCAUCACUGGCCAAGUGACAAUAACGGCGGGCAAUUAUCAUCGUCUUCGAAUCACUUUCCACGUCAUUCAUCGCACAAGGACAGUCAUAGCAAGGUCGCUUCGCUACCUCUGAAUACCCGGAAGAAUUACGUUAACGGUGGCACUACGGUUGGCCGUGCAGCAGGUGUCAGGGGGAAAGAGCAGAAGCACUCCUCCGGGGAAGUACCGGCUGCCGUACCUUGGGGUGUGGCAAGCGGCUACCACACGCAUCCUUCUAUUCGGUUGGGUACUCGGCAUCGGCUUCCCUCACCUGCGGAGCGGCGCCAAAUAUUGUCCGCCCUGAUUAAACACCCACUUCACAUUUUCAGUUAUCGCGAUCGAAAUCUGCCAUUUCAUCUGCGAAACCGCCACCGUGUUGCCUCCAACAUUCAAGACACUCUUCGGGCCUUGUCCUCGACGCGUCACCGCUGGACAGAUCGGGAUGACGUGAAGCUGGACUAUUCGGCUUCUGAGCGAUCACAUUCCAUCGUCCGACUUCCCGCUCCUAAAAGAGCAGUGGCGAUGGGACGAGAGGUGCUGGCACGCCGUCUAGCGCAUGGGCGCUUGCCAGUAACGCUCGACACGCUCCGAAAGUUUCAUGGGAUUCAGGGUAUAUCACUUUCUCUCCGGGGCGCCCAGCGUCCAUGAAACGCGCGCACGAAA
Molecule: messenger RNA, 3369 nt
Organism: Rhipicephalus sanguineus (brown dog tick)
Lineage: Eukaryota; Metazoa; Arthropoda; Arachnida; Ixodida; Ixodidae
Gene: CDase
Exons: 18
Coding region: 187-2262 (691 amino acids)
Biological process (GO): sphingosine biosynthetic process; ceramide catabolic process; long-chain fatty acid biosynthetic process
Cellular component (GO): extracellular region
Molecular function (GO): N-acylsphingosine amidohydrolase activity
Source: RefSeq, a predicted model, not a curated record